Molecule: messenger RNA, 1884 nt
Organism: Tetranychus urticae (two-spotted spider mite)
Lineage: Eukaryota; Metazoa; Arthropoda; Arachnida; Trombidiformes; Tetranychidae
Product: proton-coupled folate transporter-like
Biological process (GO): transmembrane transport
Cellular component (GO): membrane
Molecular function (GO): transmembrane transporter activity
Source: RefSeq, a predicted model, not a curated record
UCAAAAUUAAAAUGUCAUGUAAAAUUAAAUCCAAGUACAUUUCUUAAUUUACUUUGAAUAAUAAAAUGUCCAGUGGUUAAAACCAAUGUCAUCUUUCAGCUUUAAUUCAAAAAAGGACAAUGGGCAAAAAGUGGUUCACCUUUUGUUUCUUAAAAAAUUAUGGCGAGUUUUGUGUUUAUUACGAAUUGAUUUCUUCCUUUUCCUCUUUCAAAUUGGAACCUCGUUAAUUGCUGUACCUGUUAAUCAACUUGUGCAAGACAAAAUAUGUCUAAACAAUUUAUUCUUAAAUCACUCUAUUUGCAAUGAUAUAACCAAUAUUCAUCCAGCCUUUGACGACGCCAAAAAGGAUAUCUUAGAGGCUUCAACUUUCAUCAAAAGUUAUCAAUACAUAGUUUCAGCAUCUCCAGCAAUAUUUUUGUCAUUAUUUCUUGGAAGAUGGAUGGAUCUUUAUCCAGGACACAUGAAGUACCUUUUAUCUUUACCCUGUUUCGGAGGAUUAAUUCAAAGUUCAAUUUUAAUUUAUCAAGUUUAUUUUUGGCAAAUCGAUGCUCGCAAAACAGUUUAUAGUUACAUUAGUUAUGGAAUCACUGGCGGAGAAACGUUGGUAUCGAUUGGAUCUUAUACUUAUGUUGCUCGUAAAACAGCCAUUGAUUACCGGCCAUUAAGAUUUGCUGUGAUUGAAUUUUUUCGUCUCUCAGCUUAUCCGUUGGCUAAUGCACUAGGUGCUAAACUACUGUCUACUCGACCAUGGUUUGGUUUAGGUUUUCGUAAUUACAUUGGAGUUUUUAUAGUUUUUGGAUUGACAAAGCUGAUAACGGCUCUGUGGGUUCUGGUUACUUUGCAUGACGCCGAGGAAUCUGAUUUAGUUUUCAAUACUGAUCCAGAACAGCCAAUUGAAUGGAGAGGAAAAGAAACCAAUGGCAAAUCAUUUGUUUCCAAUGUUUUCAGCCUAUCAAAUUUGUCUCAAACAUUUCAAACAUUGAUUCGAACUCGUCCCAAUGCUCAAAGGGCUCAAUUGUGGCAUUUAAUUUUGGCUUCUUCUUUAGUCCCCUGGAGCUUACUUUGUGAUACAUUGAUUGGAUUUCAAUUUGCACAGAAAGUCUAUGGUUGGAAUUAUGAAUUUUUUUCAUAUGUUUCUGCAGUAUUUGAAGUUGCUCCAAUGCUUUUCAAACCCAUUGCUACGUAUGUUUUGAUUCAUCGACAUCUUUUUCGAGAUGUAAGCUUGGCUGCUCUGGGCAAUCUAUCAAUGUUUAUUGGCGCUAUUAUAAGAGGUGUCCUCCUUCAACCAUUAGGAUAUUAUAUUACCAUUUUUACCCAUUUCACCAUGAGUUUAGGUCCAAUUGGAUUAAGGUCAAUCAUCACCAGAGUGGUCGAUUACAACGAAAUCGCUCAAGUUUAUGCAAUCAUAUCUUUGGUAUCAUCUAUUUCACCCAUCAUUGGAACCAUUGUCAUAACGAAUAUAUUUGCAGCUACUAUCGAAACCUAUCCAGGAAUAGUUUAUCAUUUCAUUGCUCUGACUUUAAUUUAUCCCUUGAUGGUUAUUCUGGGUGUUGAUUUAACUCAGAGACAUUUCAAUCAUCUAGAAGAAGAGGAUUUAUCUAUUGAUCCAGAGAAACGUCCAAAGUCAGAUUCAUUCGCAAUGGCACAAAUUGAAAAUCCAAAGAUUAAUCACCAACAGAAGGUUCAACAAGUAGUUGACAUUAAAUGUUGAUAUGAAACAUGAUUAAUUCCUACCAUGAUAAGAAAUUACAAAUUUCAUCGAUUCAAUAAGUGAUACGAUCUGAAGUUUAUUGAAAAUUGAAAAUAUAAUUAUUUCAAGAUAAUUUACAGCAAAAAAUGUUUUCCAAAAUAAAUUAAUUUUUAAAAUCUAAACAACAGAUCAUU